CAUUGAGAUGCAUAGCACUAAAUGCUAACCCUAUGGCCUGCCUGCCUGAGAUUAGCCUCCUGUCUCCAAGGAGCUGCUGGAGAGCUGGGAUCUAGCUGUCUCCGUGUAACAUUACGCAGUUCCUGCUUCUAUAAAUCCAGUCAGAUUGUGCCUAGGAGCCCUUGGAGCUGCCCUCCUCAUCACCCAGCAACACCUGGAGAGGGAGAAGAAGUGCCCAGUGUGCCAGCGUGCGGUGCCAUCUAUCCACACAGGAGAGGGGGAGACUGGCAGAGCUACUGAGCGAUCUCAGGGAGCCAAGGAGACAUUGACUUAAAGCAGACGCAGCCAAUGCAGAGAGCAGGGGAGCUGGCAGGAGCCAGACAUUAGAUUUCAGGCGCUGUAUGGUGAGGUGUGUGAGGGAGUGGGGGGAGGAGGGAGAAGGGAUAGGCAGCUGCAUUGCUGAUCCCACACUUCCUCCCUGCUAAGCAUCCUAUGCUCUCCCCUAAUAUGCUGGGGUACGUGGGCUCCUGCUUGCAUCGGUAGCAUCUAAGGGCUCACAUAGGGGUGGCCUGGCGGCUCCAGGGGGAGGUGGAGCUGCCCACUAUACUGCAUAAGCCCUCGGCACGCGGGAUGCUGCUCGUGAGAAGGCGCUCAGGAUGCCCAGGCUCACACUCAAUGUGACUUGAUCGCUGGGGAGUCCUAUGGCUUCAUCCUAAACCCCCACUACCCGUGUCCCCCCGCCCGCCGCUGCCAGUUUGAUUGCAUUUUGUGUGCGGAUUUGCAAACUGAGUUACAUGCAUGUCCAGUGGGGGAAGAUUUAAUUUUGAUGAUGGAGGGUCCUACUGUGGAGGCUGGCAGGAUGGCAAGGCUCACGGCCACGGGAUCUGCACCGGUCCCAAGGGGCAGGGUGAGUACGCUGGCUCUUGGAGUCACGGCUUCGAAGUACUGGGCGUCUACACCUGGCCUAGCGGCAACACUUACCAGGGCACCUGGGCGCAGGGAAAGCGCCACGGCCUCGGAGUGGAGAGCAAGGGCAAGUGGGUGUACAGAGGGGAGUGGACCCACGGAUUUAAAGGGCGAUAUGGGGUCCGAGAGUGCACAGGAAAUGGAGCCAAAUACGAGGGAACGUGGAGCAACGGCUUGCAGGAUGGCUAUGGCACCGAGACCUACUCCGAUGGAGGGACUUAUCAAGGCCAGUGGGCUGCUGGGAUACGUCAUGGAUAUGGAGUACGUCAGAGUGUUCCCUAUGGGAUGGCUGCUGUUAUUAGGUCCCCUCUCAGGACCUCUAUAAACUCGCUUCGUAGCGAACACACAAAUGGAACUGCGUUGCACCCAGAUGCCUCCUGCACAGUGUCUGGCAGCCCUGCAGUAUCAAGAGGAGGGUUUGUACUAAUGGCCCACAGUGAUGCAGAGAUAAUGAAAAGCAAGAAGAAAGGAAUCUUCAGAAGGUCCAUACUCAGUGGUCUGAAGUUGCGCAAAUCUGAGUCUAAAAGCUCUCUGGCUAGCCAAAGGAGCAAGCAGAGCUCAUUCCGCAGCGAAGCAGGUAUGAGUACAGUGAGCUCCACAGCAAGUGAUAUCAAUUCUACCAUCAGCCUGGGUGAGGGAGAGACAGAGCUCUCUGUCAUAGAGGAUGAUAUUGAUGCCACCACUACAGAGGUCUACAUGGGUGAAUGGAAGCAUGACAAACGUUCUGGUUUUGGGGUAAGCCAACGCUCAGACAGUCUUAAAUAUGAAGGAGAAUGGGCAAACAACAAACGCCAUGGCUAUGGCUGUAUGACCUUUCCUGAUGGAACUAAGGAGGAAGGGAAGUACAAGCAUAAUGUCCUGGUUAGUGGGAAGAGGAAGAACCUAAUCCCACUCAGGGCCAGCAAGAUCCGGGAGAAAGUGGAUCGAGCAGUUGAUGAAGCUGAAAGAGUGUGUAACAUCGCUAAACAAAAGGCAGAGAUUGCUGCUUCGAGGACUUCUCACUCGAGGGCUAAAUCAGAUGCAGCUGCUACUGCAGCACUUAAAGGGCAAGAGGAAGCUCAGAUAGCCAGAAUUGCUGCCAAAGAGUUCUCACCAUCCUUCCAGCAUCGGGAAAACGGGCUUAAAUGCCAGAGGCCAAAACAUCAGAACUCAAGCAAUGAUAUUGAAGUCAUCUCAACAGAAACUCCACCACAGCAUGAAAGCCCCGAACUUUACAGGAAAGGGACUACACCUUCUGAUGUGACCCCUGAUGAUAGCCCUAUGAGGAGCCCCAUGUGCAGCCCCCCGUCUACACCACCUCCAACUCAGUCAGUCCCUAAAUCUAGAAAAAAGAGUGCCCACUUCUCUAGGCAGCUGUCUGUGGAUGAGGAUCGGGGAGGGGAUAUACAAAUGCUGCUUGAGGGGAGGGGUGGGGACUAUGCAAGGCCCAACAACUGGAGUGAAGUUGCUGAGGGCAGAAUAGGAUUGUCAAAGGGAAAUCCACUGGGGCCGUGUUCAAUCCCUGAAGACCUUUUGCUCAAGAGCACUGGCCACAAACAUGUGGUUGCCAACCACAAACCAAGGGAAAGGUGGGCAGACUCCCCAACUACCAUAUCAUGGACUUCACACCGUACACACAACCACAGCCCAAGUGGCAACAAGCUGCUUGAAGUAGAUGAGGAGAAGCUUAGCAAUUAUGAGAUGGAGAUGAAACCCUUGAAGAGAAUGGAUUCAUAUAUGCAAGAAGUACACACCCAAAAAAGACAUUUCAGCAAAGCAGGUCCCCGGAAUACAUCUGAGGCUCACCAUCUAGAGGAUCGCACGUAUGGAGUCCAGAGACUGAGGUCCAAACCUCAGAACAAAGAGAACUUAAGGCCGGCAACUUCUGCUGAGCCCACUGUGCAGAAACUAGAUACACUGCGGUUUGGGGAGAAAGGAGAAUCAAGGCUUUUAAGAAGAGAUUUGACCCUCUCCCCACCGCAAAAAUCUUUACCUGUUGCACUAGACUCUGAUGAGGAAAAUUCUGCUGAGCUCAAAUCCACGGGCUCAGCUCCCAUCUUGGUAGUCAUGGUGAUUUUGCUAAACAUCGGAGUCGCCAUUUUGUUUAUCCACUUUUUCAUUUGAUGGGACUGCUCAAUCCUUUGCAAAAAAAAAGAAAAUAAAAACAGUAAAAAAAAGUCUUUCAAUUAAAAACUAAAAAGUUCAAAGUUCUAGAACACUGAACGCUGCUUACAAAGCCAGGAAUGCAACUUUGGCUCUCCAUCGGCUGGUUUUCGGAUUGAGCCUCUACGUUUUACUAUAUAUUUUUAUUUCUUCGAAAGGAACAGAAUUGAGUUGUAUUCACAGUUUGCCUUUUUCUCCUUGGGUAAUGUCUUUUUUUGGGGGUAUAUUGUUUUUCUGCUUGUUUGGCAUGAGAGAAUGCAAGAGACAAUGACUUGAUUUAUUAUUUAUUUAGUUACCUUUUGUUCAAAGUCCAUCCUUGAGAGUUGCUUUGAAAAUGUACGUGAUGGGUAAAAUACAGAAAAAUACAUUGAAAAGACUUUCUAGGAGUAUACCCACUUUAGAUAUAUAUUUCAGAAACCUCAGUUCAUUCUCAGAGGCAUUCGCCCCUCUGUCCAUGAAUUGGUGAUGUCAGGGCUGCUGCUGUCAUGGACUUUGCCUGGAGAUAGAAUUCUAGUUAAUUAGGGGCGUUGGGAAUGAAUGACUACAGUUAAAAAAUGUAAAAUAAAGGCUUUUUGAUUGGUUGGUUUUGACCAACCAAUCAAACCAGGACACGACUGGCAAUAUAUGGAUUCUUGCACAUGCCUGAAGGGCUGCUGUAAGAUACCAUAGACUGUGGGUAUUUUAAAUCCCCGUUUAGACCUGCUAUCAGCCCUGGGUUUUGCUAAACCCAAAACCAGGAAUCCCAGGAAGAGCUGUGCCAAACCUAUUCUAUUUUAUAAUAAAUGCAAGUAAAAUGGUUUCUAGUCAUCCCAAAGAGAUUCACUUUCAUAUAUAAUCAUUGUGCUUUACUCUACCGUCAAUUUAGUGGUUACUACGGUUUUACACACAAUGUAAGAGCAGUGCUGAAGUAAGCCGAGAUGAUAUAGGCACACAUCGACUUUCCCAAAUCCAUCCACUUUAUUUUAUCCCUACUUUUGUCUCAGCUUUUGCUGGUGAAAGCUUUCUCAAAGUCUAAAUACAUAUCAUACAGGCCUUCAGUUUUCACCUAUAGAUCAGCAACUAACUUUAUGCUGGUUGGUAACUUUUUGUCUAGAAUUUGCCCAUGUUGCUUUUAAGGUGAGGAGGCCUCAGCCCUAUUGAUACUUCAACAUAUUCUGCUUCUUGGGAUAUUAAGGUGCAUUGACCCUUCCAGGCAAAUAGAUUGCAGAGACCUAUGGCAUUGCGUACCCUUUAGUCAGAACAUUUGAUGGCAUUAUUAUGGAUAGUAUCAUGUUCAGACCUCUCCAAAAAAAAGAAAACAUAAUGCUGUGUCCACAUUUAGUGGAAGUGUCUGUUGUUUUCCUAAGCCAAGUUACUUUUGUAAUCCAUUGCAUGCUUGCUAACAAUUAACUGGCACUGCCAGGUCCAAGUUACCAUCUGCUUGUAUUAUACCAAGAACAGAGGAAUGACAUCCCGGGGUACUGCUACCUGUAAUGGCAAAUCUUUAAAUGUGUGUCUUCUGAUAAAACAAUUCAGCAGAUAGCAUCUCAAAAAAAGGAAACAUUACAGAUGCUGCUUUUAGACAUAUGCUGGUAAUUACCUAAAUGUGUGGGGCAAAAGUUCCUAGCUGAGGUUGGGAACCCCGUAUACAACAUUUGUACAAAGAUUUAGGGCUGAACAAGUUCAGUUGUGUGUGUGUAAAUAUCAUGUUAAACAGUGGGCAGCUGUUUCAGCUCAUGCCAGCCCUCACAUUUGAUGCAUAUUAGGAUGUGAAGUAUCUGUUGAUCCCAGUACUGUAGGGGGACAUCUCUAAUGAAAACAGUGACUGUGUGUUUAAAUUAGAUUUGACUUGUUCCUUUCUUGGGCCAGUGCCAACUUGGUUUGCAUUAGAUCUUAGCGGCUACAUAUGGAGAAGGAGAGAUAAAUACUUAAAAUGUUUGGUUUUAGUUCAAGGAGGGGUUAAAAUAAACUAGGGAUGCACCGAAUUCAGGAUUCGGUUCGCAAUUCUUUUUCUUUCAGCAGGAUUCGGACUCGGC
Molecule: messenger RNA, 5102 nt
Organism: Xenopus laevis (African clawed frog)
Lineage: Eukaryota; Metazoa; Chordata; Amphibia; Anura; Pipidae
Gene: jph3.2.S
Product: junctophilin-3 gene 2 S homeolog
Exons: 5
Coding region: 778-3048 (756 amino acids)
Source: RefSeq, a predicted model, not a curated record